Messenger RNA from Lycium barbarum (goji berry), 633 nucleotides. RefSeq lists its product as uncharacterized. Lineage: Eukaryota; Viridiplantae; Streptophyta; Magnoliopsida; Solanales; Solanaceae. The transcript has a single exon. Gene Ontology annotation, molecular function: RNA-DNA hybrid ribonuclease activity; nucleic acid binding. The record is from RefSeq and is a predicted model, not a curated record. Bases 1 to 633 code for a protein of 210 amino acids.
AUGGAACCCCCUGAAAGGGGCUUCUAUAAGCUUAAUACCGAUGAAGCUUUUGACACUAAAACUGGAAUAGGAGGGAUUGGGGGAAUCAUUAGAAACAGUAGUGGUAACUGGAUAAUAAGACUUACCAAAGGGCUGCCCAAUUCAUCUGUUAUUCAUGCUGAACUAACAACUCUAAUGCGGGGAUUGAAGUUGGCAUUCGAACAUAAGCUUUUCCUUCUUGAAGUGGAAUGUGACUCAACUGAGGUAGUAAAUAUCCUAAAGCAUGGACAUGACACUUAUACUCCUAUGUUUCUGGAAUGCAGGUGCUUUAUAGAGUUGAUGGGGAGGCCAGCGAGAGGACAUGGCUACAGGGAGCAGAACUCAGUAGCUGAUGCACUAGCUAAAGAAGGAGUGAAAAAGAAGCUUUUUGGAGAAAAGAAAAUCUUGGUAGUUCCACCCAUAUAUGCAGCUGCAAGUUUUUGGGCAGACAUGGAAGGAACUACUUAUGCUAGAUAUUUUUGCAACAAUGUAAUUGCUAGUAACGAACAUUACCGGGACAAUUUGUUGGAUGUUUUUGUAAUAGCUACUAUUGAUACUCAUGUUUUGGAUGGUACUGACUGGAGCAUUGCUCCGGAGGAAGCACAAGUUAAGUGA